CUCAUUGCAAAAGCCCCGAGAGGACCGUAAGCAUGCCAGGUCAAUACAUUGUCGUUCGCUUCCCAGAAGAGGAUGAUGCAUCUGGCAUCAUUCUCAAAAAUUGGCUCACGAGUGACGGUUGCCUCUGGCCUCGACAGACUAAACAUCUGCAUAGUUUGUUGAAAUCAAGAGCGACUCCAGGGGCUGACUGGAUCGAAGUGCCUUGUACUGUUGUCCGAGUAUUCGAAACAUAUGCAGAAGCACGUGAGAAUCUGCCAAGGGUAGAGAAUGGAUCAAACUUGGAUGGUGAGACCACAGAGCUUGGAAAAGGCAGGAGGAAAAAGACAAACAAAAGAUCACACGAGUCUCAAGAUGAAAAUAGUGCACCAUCACCACCGGCUUCAAUGAUGAAGAGAAAAAAACACAAGCACCAACAAAGCUCUACAAAACAGCCACUGCCCACCCUGCCACGUCCGCAAUCACUGGGACAUGAAGGUGAGGACGUCCGCACACACUUAGAGGAAUCGUUGCCAACCAGAAGUUUUUCACAAAGAGUAUAUCACGGAGCUGAUGCCACGCAAGGUGCAGCCCUGUGCAGGAGCCCUCGAGAGCUGAUGGACAGUUUGUGGCAUGGAGAUACUCCCGACAGCCACCCAAUGCAGCAGCACCACUACAGUGGCCAGCAAGGGGCUUUAUGGACUGGACCUAACACUGGCCAAGGGCCUGCAGUAGGCUUUAUUUCAACACCUACAAUUGGGCAGGGAAUGUUAUCCCAGCUUUCACAGAGAACAUCUCUGGAGGUUCAAAAUGUGAUGAGGAACACGCCUUCUGGGUAUGCAGAUAAUCCUGGCCACCAACUGUUGCAGCAGCACCACAACAUUGGGACUGGAUCUAACGUUACCCAAGGGUCUCCAUUAGGGUUCAGUUCAACACCUGAGCAGAGAAUGUUAUCCCAGCCCGCCCAGAGAAGAGCAUCCGUAGAGGUGGAAAAUGCGAGGAGGAACACACCUUCUGAAUACGAGCGUCAGCUCAUGCGCACAAUGCAGACGAUCUUGUUGCGCCUGGAGCAGGUAGGACGCCAGGUCGACUCAAUACAACGACAAUUGUGCACCACUACAGAGAAGCCCCCGAGCCUCGAGAAGGAUGAUGAUGUGGUGUCGGCAGCCUUCAAGGACAUCGAAGAGUUCCUAAACUUCGAAAGAAAAUUGUUGUCUGAUGGCAAUACUAAACAGAAGCUCAUGCAGCAGUUUUAUGGCCUGGGAGGUGCAUCUUAUGGAGCAGCAGCCAGAAGAAUGCUCGAAUCAAUACUAAGCCAUCAAGUUGCUGUGCAGUUUAGCUGGGCUGGGCAAAAGGGAAAGCGAAAAUUUAUGGAUCUUGGUGUCACCAACAUCAUAUGCAAGGCCGUGCGGCGAAAUUUUCCCGACGCCAGAAGAAAUGAGAUCGAAAAUGUGAUCAAAGUGUGGCUUAGGCACGCUGGAGAGAAGCUACAAAAGCUGCGCAUGAAAGCUUCUCGCACUGACCACGAGGAAUGUCUUCAAGGUGGUGCUCUUUCAAGCCCUUCCGAGGAGGAGGAACUCUAGAGGCAAAGCACAAGAAGGCAGAGCGGAAGAAGCAUACAAAUGAAACUUCAUUUGUAUUUGAAAAUAAACACCUUUUCCAUA
Molecule: messenger RNA, 1640 nt
Organism: Rhipicephalus sanguineus (brown dog tick)
Lineage: Eukaryota; Metazoa; Arthropoda; Arachnida; Ixodida; Ixodidae
Exons: 14
Coding region: 33-1559 (508 amino acids)
Source: RefSeq, a predicted model, not a curated record